CGACGUUGCCGGCUAUAAGGAAGUGAGCGGCGGGCCGGAGGCGGUGUUUGUCCGGGGCGGAGCGGCGAGAAGCGCACCUGCGGUCAUGACAGCGCGAAGCGUGUCGCGGUUUUGGGAGUGGGGGAGGAAGAUCGUAUGCGUCGGGCGAAAUUACGCGGAGCACGCCAAGGAGCUGCAGAACGCGGUUCCCGCAGAGCCGGUGCUGUUCUUGAAACCCCCCUCGGCGUACGUGAAGGAGGGCUCCCCCAUACUCGUGCCCGCGUACUCCAGCAACUUGCACCACGAAGUGGAGCUGGGGGUCGUCAUCGGGAAAGGGGGCACGGCCAUCCCUCGGUCCUCCGCCAUGGACCACGUCGCGGGAUACGCUCUGUGCUUGGACAUGACGGCGCGGGACGUCCAGGAGGAGUGCAAGGCCAAGGGUCUGCCGUGGACCCGGGCCAAAGCUUUCGACACCUCUUGCCCCGUCAGUGAGUUCGUCCCCAAAGAGCGCAUCCCCGAUCCGGGAAACGUCCGGCUGUGGCUGAAGGUGAACGACCAGCUGCGGCAGGACUGCUGCACCUCCCAGAUGAUUUUCUCCAUCCCGCACCUCAUCAGCUACAUCAGCGAGAUCAUCACCUUGGAGGAAGGGGACCUCAUUCUGACGGGAACCCCUAAAGGGGUCUCCGCUGUGCGUGAGCACGACGAACUCCAAGCUGGAAUAGGCGACGUUGUCACCAUGACUUUCAAAGUGGCCAGACAACAGUAGCAGUGGAGGAAACCAAAAUAUGCACGAGACGAUUAAAAAAAACGAGUGGUAUGAGGCAAAGAGGGGCGAUUUGCUAAAAUUCAGCCGAGAGUCAAAAUGACUGAAAAGUUCUACGUUUGCAGAGUCGUCUGCAAGUGGUUAUGUGGACCAGCAGAUGGCAGCCGUUCCCCGCAUAGUCACCGGAAAGGCCCUGUCCUCAGCUUAGGCUCAGCGUGGCGUACUACACUGUACCUGUGAAUACUGCCAAGUCAUUCUCAUGUUGAUCACAUGAUUUGAAUUAACAAAAAUAAACGAACGUCUAAGGGCAACAGAUUUCUUGUCUGAAUGUGUA
Lampris incognitus (smalleye Pacific opah) is the source of this 1076-nucleotide messenger RNA. It is a transcript of the gene fahd1, whose product is annotated as fumarylacetoacetate hydrolase domain containing 1. Lineage: Eukaryota; Metazoa; Chordata; Actinopteri; Lampriformes; Lampridae. Bases 86 to 745 code for a protein of 219 amino acids. The record is from RefSeq and is a predicted model, not a curated record. The transcript has a single exon. Gene Ontology annotation, cellular component: mitochondrion. Gene Ontology annotation, molecular function: acetylpyruvate hydrolase activity.